GUGAGGCGGCGGAGGAGGCGGGGGAAAAUGGCGGACGGCAGAGCCGAGGGGGAGAAGGCGAAGCGGCCGCAGCCCGCAGGAGGUGAACAUGUAGCGCCUCUCGCCGCGGAGCUGUGGGGACCUGAAGAAGAGGCAGAAAAACCUGUGAAAACUAAGACUGUUUCUUCCAGUAAUGGAGGAGAAAGUUCGAGUCGCAGCGCAGAGAAACGGGCAGCUAAUGAAGAAGCUGAAGACUUCACCACAAAGCCUGCUCCUGCCAAAAUGUCCAAGUUUGGAUUUUCCAUAGGCAGUCAGACAACAAAGAAGGCAUCUGCAAUAUCCAUCAAACUGGGAGCAAAUAAGCCUAAAGAGCCUGUUCCAACUCUGGCUCCAAAAACCCUUUCUGUAGCAGCAGCUUUCAAUGAAGAUGAAGAUAGCGAACCAGAGGAAAUGCCCCCCGAAGCCAAGAUGCGCAUGAAGAACAUCGGAAGGGAUACACCAACUUCAGCAGGACCAAAUUCGUUCAAUAAAGGAAAGCAUGGAUUUUCUGACAACCAGAAGCUAUGGGAACGAAAUAUAAAAUCUCAUCUUGGAAAUGUCCAUGACCAAGAAAACAACUAAAUGAUGUGGAUUACAAGUUGGGUGUUUUGGGGGGAGGGGAGGGUGUAACAUUAAAGGAACAGUUUCCUUUUUUAAGAAUGGUAUGAGACUAUCUUUGGAGCCACUUUUUUAAGACUUUGAGUGGUACACUAAUAAAUGAGUUUGAAAUUAGAGGUAAUUUAUGUUUUGUAUACAGAUUUCAAGGCAUUUGCUAAUUUUGUAGUUCAUGUGAUUAGUUUCAAAAGGUUACAGAUAAUAAAGAAAUUGGAGUGGUACCUUUUUAAGAUAAUUUUUUUUGUCAGUGAUUAAAUAAGGUGGAUGAAAAAGGUUACUGUCUCUUUAAUCAGGUUAAAAUUGAAUGCUCUUGCAUUCUCACUUCUGGCUCCCUCUUCGUAACAGGAGAAACAGUUGACUCCUAUGAAUUCUGCUAAAGAGAGUGAGCAUUGUCUUGUACUAGAAGUGUUACUGGACUAUUACUUUGAAUAUAAUCUUACACAGGAAAUAGUAAGAACUUGGAUUUUUUUUCUCCCUGCAGUCACCUUUUGUUAAGUCUCUGCAAACUAGGAAUUACGUUGCUCUGAGUGGCUCUGGUAACUUAGCUCUGAUUUUGUUUAAAACUUCAUGUAGGGUGUGUAACCUUCAGUGGCCUGUUCUGUCCUAAGGAAAUGGGCCUUGUCUGUAUAUUAGAUACAGUCUGUAAAGAAUAUUCAUUACAAAGGUAAAUCAGUAUUUUCAGUGUGCUCCUUUUAAAUCAUUAGCCUUGAGUAGUGCUUGUUAGCAUUUCCUAGUGGUACACAAAAACCACCACCAAAAAUACAAGCUAAUGUACAUUAAGCUUCACCUUUGAUUGAAAUAUUUUUCUUUACUAUGCCUAGAAGGAAUAAAAGCCACACCAAAAAUCAGUAACUCACUGCUUAAGUAUGAAAAAUCUAAGAUGCACUUUCCCUGUCUUGUCAUUUAAGACAAAAUGCCUUGAUGCCUAUGACCUCAGUGGACACUAUCAGGUCAAAGAAUUCUGUAUCUGCAGUCCUGCUGUUCCUAGCAAGUAUCAGCUUCAGAAAUAAAAUUUGACCUUUUCCUGCCUGUCUUCCUUUUGCAGUGAUUUUCAGCAGUGACAUGAAUCUGGUCAGUUUAUUUCUUAGCUUCCAUACUGCAGGACAGUGCUGAAGGAUUUCAGUGCUAGUAGUGACUGUUUAAGUUUAAGUCUAAUUUAGAUUGCCUAUUUGUAAAAACAUUUUAUUAACAGAACUGGUUAAAUAGAACAUUAUCAACAGCAAUACCACCACCUGCCCCAACAGCACCACCUCCCAUACCCCAAAUAAGGUUCGUUUAAACUCAAAUACCUGAUAGUGUCAACCACUAAAUUAAUUUCAGCUGGAAAAUGGUUGUAGCAUUCAAUAUAUUAGUUGCUUUCAUCCUGCCUCUAAAACUGUCUUCUUGUGAAAGUUGAACUUGCAAGUGCAGAAAGGAAAGUGCAUCUUGAAAUGUAUUUUUUUAUUAUUAUUUUUAUUUUAGGAAAGCUCUGACCACUUAGACUUUUGAGUUUGUAAGUUCUAAAAAUAUUUUUUUGUAUUUUUGUAUUGUAUGUGUAAUCUUCUUUUCUUUUGAAGUCUGAUGCAGUUGAAUACCUGUAACUGUUUUCUUUUAAAAGCCUUGUUAUAAACUUAACAUAAAAAUGUAUACAUUAUUUUUCUUCCAUAGCAGAAAUAUUUGGUUUAUUUAAAACACACUUUCAAAACUGACUUUCAGGACUUCCAAAACCAAUUUGGGCAUUACUGGAACUAGGCAACACAAACUUUUCACUUAUUUUCAUCACAUGUGGUUAUGUUUGUUUAAAUAAAUCCCUUUAAGAUAGUGGUAA
Messenger RNA from Passer montanus (Eurasian tree sparrow), 2440 nucleotides. RefSeq names its product PEST proteolytic signal containing nuclear protein (gene PCNP). The record is from RefSeq and is a predicted model, not a curated record. Bases 28 to 600 code for a protein of 190 amino acids. Gene Ontology annotation, biological process: proteasome-mediated ubiquitin-dependent protein catabolic process; protein ubiquitination. NCBI's taxonomy places the organism in Eukaryota, Metazoa, Chordata, Aves, Passeriformes, Passeridae. Gene Ontology annotation, cellular component: nucleus. The transcript has 5 exons.